Molecule: messenger RNA, 2226 nt
Organism: Heteronotia binoei (common prickly gecko)
Lineage: Eukaryota; Metazoa; Chordata; Lepidosauria; Squamata; Gekkonidae
Product: C2 domain-containing protein 5-like
Exons: 9
Coding region: 1-903 (300 amino acids)
Biological process (GO): intracellular protein transmembrane transport; positive regulation of protein targeting to membrane; positive regulation of vesicle fusion
Cellular component (GO): plasma membrane
Molecular function (GO): calcium ion binding; calcium-dependent phospholipid binding
Source: RefSeq, a predicted model, not a curated record
AUGACGACUGUCACCGUCACAGCGGUUGCAAUAACUUUCGACAAACACCAAGCUUUGCAGACCACAAAGACGCCGGCUGAGAAAAACGUUACAAAGAGGAGCAGCCUUUUGCGGCAGUCAGUCUGCCACGGUGGGAUACAGGAGGCAGGAAAGUUCUGCUGUGUCGACGGCAGAUUUAAUCUGGGUCCAGCCCAAUCUUCGGCUGAUAAUGAAGAACAGCUACAGUUUCCUCUGGAGCUUUCAUCCGAUCCUCUCGGUUCUCAGCCGUUCAUGCCAGCGAAAGAGGACCUGGAGAAUGCAAGUUCCCACACAGGUCUCCCAGCUGGCCAGAGAGCAACGUCAGUUGAUUACAGUUCCUUUGCAGACAGAUGCAACAGCUGGAUAGAGUUCAUUAAACUGAAAGCUCAGACCAUAAGGCGUGGAUCAAUUAAGACAACCGUUUCCCUGGACAAGCCAAGCCCGCUGACUGAGGGGCAGUCCCGUCACCGUUCUGGCACAUCAGGCAUCAAUUCCACGGUGCCCGUGGUCAAGAUGACACCUCUUUCCUUUAUCCCCGGAGCAAAAAUCACCAAGUAUCUUGGAAUCAUCAACAUGUUUUUCAUCCGAGAGACCACUUCUUUGAGGGAGGAGGGUGGAGUGAGUGGCUUCUUGCAUGCAUUCAUCGCCGAAGUGUUUGCAAUGGUGCGGGCUCACGUGGCAGCUCUGGGGGGAAAUGCCGUGGUCUCGUACAUCAUGAAGCAGUGCGUCUUCAUGGAGAACCCCAACAAAAAUCAGGCGCAGUGCCUCAUCAACGUCAGCGGAGACGCAGUCAUCUUUGUGCGUGAAUCCGAAUUAGAUGGGCCAGUCCAGCUUCCCGCUGCCGGUGGGCAACCCAUGAGCGCCAGAGGAGAUGUCACGACAUGAAGAAGCAAAAGGGGCUCAAUCGUGCCUAGAGACCUGCUUGUAGGAUCGCGGCACUGACUCGUUCCUUCUCGGUCAGUCACCCUCCAAGCAUGAAGGACAGCUGCAUUUUGAGACAAUCUGUUAAUAUCGUCCCUCCGAGUACACAGAGGGAAAGCCAAAGAGCCCUUUGAGGAGUCCCCCGCGCAACUGAAAGGACAUCUUGUGUGGAGGGCGUGCUUGAAAUCAUUCUCAGAACCGAGGCCGUCGAGCUGGCGCCCUGUGGUCUGUUGUAAGGCCAGGCCAAAAACUUCAGUACUCUCCAAAUCCUCAGAUUGGGGGUAGGGCGGGAUUUAUAAUGCAACUGGAAUAUAACUAAGAACUCUCUCACUCUGCCUUCCGACAGAGGAUGAUCUGCUUUAACACGCACUGCCAAAUAACGCAACGCGCGCAGCGAACGAAACAGUCGGAACUCUGCAGAACGGAAAGGCAUUGUGAACCGGACAAUCUGAGCUGAGCUGCAUGUUAAAAGUAGGCUUUUCGUGUUUGUGGAUUAUUGACUAUUUUUAUAUUACACAUUUUUUAAUUAGAAUUCGUUGAAUAUAAUGGUAAAAUAACUGUCUGGUUCAGAUGCUGUUCACGUUAAUUUUUUUUUUUUUGGCGCAAUGGUGUUGGUGGGGGGGAAUCUGUCCAAAUUCAGUGGUUUUACGAGGUUGCGGGAUGAAAAAUAAACUCGGAACGUCAUGUUUGGCAGGGGUACGAUCCUAGGAAACUGGAGAAGUGAUGGCAUUUUGAAAAGGCCCGUCCCUCUCAAAUGACUGCAGAUCCGGUAAUUGGAAGGAUAGGGGUUGCCACGAAAAAUGGAAAUCACUUUUGACAUUGCUGGAAGGAUUUGAUGGGAAAACCGGAAUAAAAGUCUGUGGAUAUGAGAGAAGAUGAUGUGAGGAUGGGAGUGGAAACAUAGUGACAGAAAAGUCUCGAGUGUUUCCGUUUCAGCCAGUUACCUGGUGAAAUGGACAAGCCCUUUCCCAUUUAAAUCCUGCUUCCCAGUUUUGCCUGGUGAUCGGACGCAGCAAACCCUUUCAGAAUUCCCCCACCUGCGCUUGCGCGCCUCCCCCGUCUGCGCACAGGGUCAUGUAAGAAUGCGGCUGAAAUAUCUCGACAGCAUCAGAUACCGAACUUGAAGAAAACAUGUAAACUUGAAUGUAAAUAGAUUACAUUGUGCUGGAUCUAGGUACAGAAACGAUAUAUAUAUUAUUUGUCCAGUUCAGAGAUUCCAUUGUAAAUGAGCAUGGUGAAAAAUCACAUUCCUAUUUGCAUAAUAAAAAGUCUUUAUUUACAAAAAAA